This is a messenger RNA of Selaginella moellendorffii, 987 nucleotides long. Its product is annotated as pentatricopeptide repeat-containing protein At4g02750-like. NCBI's taxonomy places the organism in Eukaryota, Viridiplantae, Streptophyta, Lycopodiopsida, Selaginellales, Selaginellaceae. The transcript has 3 exons. Bases 1 to 987 code for a protein of 328 amino acids. The record is from RefSeq and is a predicted model, not a curated record. Gene Ontology annotation, molecular function: protein binding.
AUGCCUGUUCGGGACGUCGUCUCCUGGAACACCAUGCUGGUCGGAUUUGGAGACUCUGGAAACUUGAUCGCUGCGAGGGAGGCUCACGCUAAAACUCCACAGCACAAUGUGGUGUCCUGCAACGCCAUGCUCCAUGCGUUUGCUCAGGACGAAACCGUGCUCGACGCCGAGAGGAGCUUUGAAUCGAUGGUCGAGAGGAACCACAUAAGCUGGAACAGCCUCCUCCAUGCAUACGUGAUCGCAAAGAAGCUGGACAUUCCUUGCCGAGUGUUCUUCAUAAUCCCUCAGUGGUGCGUAAACUCCUGGACGUCGAUGCUGGUUGGAUUCUACCAGGCUGGUGAUCUUGAGACGGCCAGCAUCUGGUUCGAGCGGAUGCUGGAUCGAAACGUUGUCUCUUGGAACGUGAUGAUCUGUGCCAACGCUCGCAGCGGCGAUGCUCACCAAGCUCUCCGGUUGCUCAAGCUGAUUCUCCUGAUGCCGCCACCUGUUCUGUCACUGAAUCCCUGUGCUGCCAUCCCUGAUCUUGCGCAGGGCAAGUUGAUCCACUCCACGAUUCCAGGAAAGAUUUUCUUGUCGGACAUCAGAACAUCAGCAUGUAUGGCAAUUUGGUCGUGUGGAUCAAGCGAUGGAGGUUUUUGCAAGGAUGAGAGCAUGAUUUGGUCACCUGGAACAGCAUGGUGUCGAAUGCUCAGACUGGGCAUACACUCCAAGUGCUCAAGUUCCACAAAACCAUGGAACUCCACGGGAUUUUCUCCAACGUGGUUACCUUUGUCAGUGUUCUCACAGCCUGCAGCCAUUCCUCCAUUGGCAACCGUCAGAUCGAGUCAGUUUCUCUACGAGAACGUGGCUGACAACUGCCAGGCACGACCUCGCUCGUUCCCUCCAGAACGUGCUCGCCGGGCUAAUGCUUGGCUCACCCGUUCUGGGUGGGAAUGUGCUUGCCCUACCCGGGAGCUGCCUCUUAACAGGCUGUGGCGAAACCAUUAA